Aspergillus aculeatinus CBS 121060 is the source of this 2618-nucleotide messenger RNA. Its product is annotated as bifunctional anthranilate synthase/indole-3-glycerol-phosphate synthase. The coding region runs from base 73 to 2382 and encodes 769 amino acids. Gene Ontology annotation, biological process: L-tryptophan biosynthetic process. The record is from RefSeq and is a predicted model, not a curated record. Gene Ontology annotation, molecular function: anthranilate synthase activity; phosphoribosylanthranilate isomerase activity; indole-3-glycerol-phosphate synthase activity. The transcript has 2 exons. NCBI's taxonomy places the organism in Eukaryota, Fungi, Ascomycota, Eurotiomycetes, Eurotiales, Aspergillaceae. Gene Ontology annotation, cellular component: cytosol.
ACAACAACUCACUUCGUUCUCUCUCGCAACACUGCUCGGAGGGUUUCGUCAACUCUGGGAGAUAUAGCAAACAUGGCGAGCUCCGAUCUCGUUGAUCAUUCCCCCCACCAUCCUACCCAGGCUGCCCAACUCAACAGCGCGUCGAAUGUCAUCCUUAUCGACAACUAUGACUCCUUCACUUGGAAUGUCUAUCAGUACCUGGUUCUCGAAGGUGCCACUGUGAAUGUCUACCGUAACGAUCAAAUCACUAUCGAGGAACUUAUCGCCAAAAACCCGACGCAGCUCGUGAUCAGCCCGGGUCCUGGCCACCCCGAGACCGAUGCCGGUAUAAGUAUUGCUGCAAUCAAGCACUUCGGCGGCAAGAUCCCCAUUUUCGGAGUGUGCAUGGGCCAGCAAUGUAUGAUCACUUGCUUUGGAGGAAAGGUCGACGUUACCGGCGAGAUUUUGCAUGGCAAGACAUCCCCUUUGAAGCACGAUGGCAAAGGCUGCUACGAAGGGUUGCCUGCUAAGCUCGAUGUCACCCGGUACCACUCUCUGGCUGGAACUCAUUCGACUGUUCCUGACUGCCUGGAGGUCUCCUCUUACGUGCAUCUGGCCAACGACAAUGCCAACGACAAGACCAUCAUCAUGGGCGUGCGACACAAGCAAUUCGCUAUCGAGGGUGUCCAGUUCCACCCUGAAAGUAUUCUCACGGAGAAUGGACGGACUAUGUUCAGAAAUUUCCUGAAGCUUACAGCAGGCACCUGGGAAGGAAAUGGGAAGCACUUCAAUGAGCACAAGACCGUGGUUUCCUCUGCGCCUUCGGCUGCCGCCCCGAAGACCGAUAAGAAGAAGUCUAUCCUUGACAAGAUCUAUGACCACCGCAAAGCUGCCGUGGCUGUGCAGAAGACUAUUCCUUCGCAGCGGCCAACCGACUUGCAAGCUGCUUACGACCUCAACCUUGCCCCCCCUCAGGUGUCCUUCCCCGACCGCCUUAGAAAAUCCCCUUAUCAUCUGUCCCUCAUGGCGGAGAUUAAGCGGGCUUCUCCUUCCAAAGGCAUGAUUGCCGAGCAUGCAUGUGCGCCAGCCCAGGCUCGGCAAUACGCGAAGGCUGGAGCCAGUGUCAUCUCCGUCCUUACCGAGCCUGAAUGGUUCAAGGGCAGCAUUGAUGACUUGCGCGCUGUUCGUCAAAGCCUGGAAGGCUUCACCAACAGGCCUGCUAUCCUUCGCAAAGAAUUUGUCUUUGACGAAUACCAGAUUUUGGAAGCGCGAUUGGCUGGUGCUGAUACAGUUUUGCUUAUUGUGAAGAUGCUCAGUACCGAGCUUCUUACAAAACUGUACAAAUAUUCCCGCAGUCUCGGAAUGGAGCCACUGGUUGAAGUCAACAACCCGGAGGAGAUGAAGAUUGCAGUGGAUUUGGGAGCGCAGGUCAUUGGUGUCAACAACCGUGACCUGACUAGCUUUGAGGUCGAUCUCGGAACCACAAGCCGACUGAUGGACCAAGUUCCUUCCAGUACCAUUGUCUGCGCGCUGAGUGGCAUUUCUGGGCCUAAAGACGUGGAAGCUUACAAGAAAGACGGCGUCAAAGCGAUCCUGGUCGGUGAGGCUUUGAUGCGAGCGGCGGACACGUCUGCAUUUGUUGCAGAAUUGCUCGGUGGCAGUGAUAAGAGCGUUGAGACUAAGAUCCAGAGCUCUCCACUUGUGAAGAUCUGUGGCACACGAUCUGAGGAAGCGGCAAAGGCCGCCAUCGAGGCUGGCGCUGAUCUAAUCGGUAUUAUUAUGGUACAAGGAAGGAAACGACUUGUUCCGGAUGACGUUGCAUUGCGGAUCUCACAGGUUGUCAAGACCACACCUAAGCCCGCCAGCCCGUCCAGCCAAAUACCUGACGCAGCAGCUGUGGACUACUUUGAUCACUCUGCCUCGAUUUUGCGUCAUCCCAAUCGGGCUCUGCUCGUGGGUGUAUUCCAAAACCAGCCAUUAGAGUACAUCUUGUCUCAGCAACAGAAGCUCGAACUUGAUGUCGUUCAAUUGCACGGCUCUGAGCCGCUCGAGUGGGCUAGGUCGAUUCCCGUCCCUGUCAUUCGCAAAUUUGGUCUCGACGAGCCCGCAAUUGCCCGGAGAUCUUACCACACGUUGCCCCUACUAGACUCUGGAGCUGGUGGAUCUGGUGAGCUCUUGGAUCAAUUACGUGUCGAGCGAGUUUUGGAGAGCGACAGCGGUCUACGUGUCAUUCUUGCUGGAGGUUUGGAUCCUACAAAUGUCGUUGAGACGAUCCAAAGGCUCGGCAAGUCCAGCGCUAAGGUGGUGGGCGUGGACGUCAGUUCUGGCGUCGAGUCCGACGGCGCACAAGAUCUGGAAAAGAUCCGCGCCUUUGUUAAGGCUGUCAAGAGCCUUCAUGCAUGAUCUGGUGUCUGGCUUUUACAAUACAUUCAUACUAUGAGUUAACCAAUUGGGUCACAUCAAUCUCAGUCUUACUUCCGGUUCAUUUCAAUUCGUAUACUCUAAGGAAUAGGACACCAGGGUGUUCUGGUUAUGAUUAAAUAUACUCACAUAGCUGUCACCUCAUAGCAGUUUAUUCUUAAAUGAACUAUUCACCUUUUGUCACUCUCUUUCUAUUACAUGGAAUGGAAAAGGGCAAG